Molecule: messenger RNA, 411 nt
Organism: Paracoccidioides brasiliensis Pb18
Exons: 1
Coding region: 1-411 (136 amino acids)
Source: RefSeq, a predicted model, not a curated record
AUGGAUCUCUUUAGCUUCUUCCUCCAACAAAUUCAAGUUAGCGACAUCCCCUCCCAAACUUUUCUGGAAUACUACCGCCCUGCCAUCUUGUGGUGUUGCAUUGUUUUCCUCAUCGUAAAAGGGAUCCCAGUCACGCAGGUUCGCCCAGAUAAUGCCAAGGCAUCUGUCAAGAAAACCAAAAAGGGCGUGCGUUGGCGUAAACGCAAGCGAGGUCGCAUUUACAAUCAAUACGGCGUGCAAAUUUUGCCCGUGAUUCUUGAAGAGGAGGAGGAGCUGCAGGAAGAAAAUGUCCCAGAAAUGAGAGGAGCAGUCACCUCUGAGCUUUCUUCUCAAAAUGGCAACGGGAUUGAUAACGGCGAUGAUAUCUCUACAACCUCCAACGCCACGGAUGAUGCAUCAAGGGAACAGUGA